Molecule: messenger RNA, 1085 nt
Organism: Callorhinchus milii (elephant shark)
Lineage: Eukaryota; Metazoa; Chordata; Chondrichthyes; Chimaeriformes; Callorhinchidae
Product: butyrophilin subfamily 1 member A1-like
Exons: 5
Coding region: 294-1085 (263 amino acids)
Source: RefSeq, a predicted model, not a curated record
UCACGUGGGACGUUUUCUGUGGAUUGAAGAUUAUUCCAGAGAAACGUGAGGGUGUAACCAGGGUCUCAGAGCAGGAAUGUUAGUUACUGACAGCAAGUGAUGAGCAACAGUCAACAUUAACAGUGAAAAUCACAGGACUUUUCCCCACUCGAUAUUGUAGGGAAUAUUUGAACUGCCCUUUCCCUGUUUGUGUGGCUAUAGUGUGAUUCCCACAGAAACCGAAAGCAGAUUAGCCUCUGGAUAUCGCCAUCCCAGACACACUUACUUUUAAGAGUGAAGAUUCUUGUCUUUCAAUGCCAAACCUAAUCAGGUCCUCGAAGAUGAGCUGCAAACACUGUAUUCAGGUCCUGUGGCUUGUGCUUCCCCUCUCACUGACUGCAGAGAAAUUCACAGUCACUGGCCCGGCCCUCCCUGUCCCAGCCAUUGCUGGUUCAGAUGUUGUCCUGGACUGUAAGUGUUCCAUAGACCUGCCACGAGAGGGUGUGGAGGUGAGAUGGUUCAGGACAAGAUACGACUCCCCUGUGCACUUAUACAAGGAGGGGCGACAGCAACUGGAAACACAGGAUGAAGCCUACAGACACAGAACACAACUGUUUGUAGAGGAAUUUAUCAACGGCGAUGUGUCUCUCAGACUGGGAGAUGUGCGGGUGUCAGAUAAUGGAGCGUACACGUGUUUUGUUGACUAUGCCGGAUGGUAUGAAGAGGCAGUGAUAGAGUUGAAAGUUAUAGUUCUUGGCAGUCAGCCUUGGAUUCACGUUGAUGGGCAGCACAGUGAUGGUGUGAGGCUGCGGUGUGAAUCCAGUGGAUGGUUCCCAGCACCAGAGGUUCUGUGGUUUGAUGAUCAGGGAAACAACUUAACAACACUCAGUAACUGGACGGUCAGAGAGGAUUCUAAAGGUCUCUUCAGUGUUAAAGGCCAAAUAGAAAUCAUCCAUUCAACCAAUAAGAUCAGGUGUCUGAUUCACAAUUCAGAAAAUGAACAAGAAGGCAAACUCCAAAUCUCAGUGUAUUCACAGAUGGUGUUCCUCUCCUUUUCCUUAUCCACACAUUCACCCUUGGAGUCUGGCUCUCAGGGACCGGACUAA